AUGGACGCCCUAGUUGAUAUCAUUACGCUGGAGAACCUAGAACAGAAGUUGCCGCGAUGGGACCCCUCGGGCUCCAAUCAUCUUUACGCUUUGGUCGAUAUGGGAAGCAACGGCAUCCGCUUCUCCGUCUUGGAUCUCUCCCCUCCGCGGACACGGCUCCUGAAAACCGUUUACAGGGAGCGGGCCGCCAUCUCGCUGUUUGAUGCGUUGAAUGGGCCAUCAUUAACUUUCCCCGACGAGACGAUCAAGCUGGUCUCGCGGACUCUGGCACGUUUUAGAUCCAUCGCUAUCGACGACUACGGCGUCCCUCCAAACCAGUUGAGGGUUUUCGCAACAGAGGCGAUGCGUCGGGCCCAAAACGCCACGGCUAUGCUUGAGUCCAUACGGGAAGCGUCCCCAGAUCUGUCCGUGUACAUCCUCGCGCCUCCAGUCGAGACCCUUUUUGGCUCAGUGGGGGCCCGCUCGGGCUUCGUCGAUGUGAAGGGUUUGUUCCUCGAUCUCGGCGGAGGAAGUGUCCAGAUGACGUACUUAGACUCCUAUGCCGCGAAAUCCGGUCCCCGAGAAGAUAACGUUGGACCCGAGGUGGCCGCCGCGCUCGCUGGGCAAAGUCUUCCUUUUGGGGCUGCCCGCCUGAUCAAGGUGCUGGACAACGGCGACGCUGCCACCCAAGCGUCCGAAAUAUCAAGUCUUCGCGCGGGCAUGAGCAAGGCGUUCCGGACAUUGUGCACUAAGUUCCCAUCUCUUGCCGCCGAUGCCACCGAAGCCCAUCAGAGCGAGUCUCAAACGGAAGCUGCAGCCACGCCAGGGAUCGACGUCUAUCUCUGCGGAGGUGGCUUCCGAGGCUACGGGAGCAUGUUGAUGCAUAGGCAUCCUAUACAGCCGUAUCCUAUCCCUUCCAUCGGGUCGUUCACCGUCUCAGGGAGUGUGUUCGGGCAAAACAAAGAUCUGCUCGAGUUCAACAAAUCUUUUGACGGCAAGAUUUUUGGCAUGUCGAAACGCCGGCGGGCGCAGUUUCCUGCCAUUAUUGCUGUGGUCGACGCACUCAUUGCUACUGUGCCCGCUAUUCGCUCAGUUACCUUCUGUUCUGGGGGGAACCGCGAAGGGGCUUUGAUGAUGAGCCUGCCACCAGAUAUUCGGGAGAGUCACCCCUUGACACAGUUCGGGGAUCUCAUGGGGAACCCCGAAGGUUACAUCAUGGGCUCAGAUUUAGCAAGUGUUGCAGACGUUCUUGAUGCGCUGCGGUCCGCAUUUCCACCUGGUCUCAAUUUGGCCACCACGACCACGGUGUUCAGUUUGCAGCUCGGUACGCUUUAUGCUCACCAAAUAUGGGCUCAGUUGGGGUGCGAGGCUGAGAAGAAUGCAUCGGCCACUUUGCAUAACGCGAUCAGUUGCCCAGACCAGCCCGGGCUGACGCACCUCGCCCGCGCCGUCCUGGGUGUCACAACUUGUGCACGGUGGGGAGCGAGCCUAGCACCCAUCGACGAGCAUUUAUACAAGAGCCUCCGGGCCUUGAUGGAUGCGGCAGAUCCAGAUGCGACAUUUUGGGCCGACUACACUGGCGCCGUGACCGCAGCUAUGGCGGCCCUGGUGAAAAGCUGGCCCAAGACGCAACGCGCUAUCCAAGAUAAAAUCAGCUUUCGGUCGACCGCGGAGCAGGGGAAGACGCUCCAUAUUCGACUCGACAUCUUCGUCAAUGAAGAAGCAGCGUUAGGAGUGGACCUUGACGAUGUGGCCGGCCAUUUCAAGAGUUUGAAGAAGCAUAAGCAUUGCGGGAAGAAAGUCACGGUCAGCAUCAAGCCACUCCAUUGA
Chaetomium globosum CBS 148.51 is the source of this 1809-nucleotide messenger RNA. RefSeq lists its product as uncharacterized. Lineage: Eukaryota; Fungi; Ascomycota; Sordariomycetes; Sordariales; Chaetomiaceae. The transcript is spliced from 3 exons. The record is from RefSeq and is a predicted model, not a curated record. Gene Ontology annotation, biological process: regulation of transcription by RNA polymerase II. The coding region runs from base 1 to 1809 and encodes 602 amino acids.